UCCGGGUGGCCGGCGAUGAAGUGAGGGGCGGGCGCGGGGCCCUGUGGCCGGCCAGCCAUGAACUACCCUCCGCCGCCGCCGCCGCACCAGCAGCUGGCCCACUCGGCCGCCAUUCGGGCGGAGAUCGGGCGCUUCGAGUCGGUGCACCCCAACAUCUACUCCAUCUACGAGCUGCUGGAGCGGGUGGAGGAGCCGGCGCUGCAGGGCCAGAUCCGAGAGCACGUCAUCGCCAUCGAAGAUGCCUUUGUAAAUAGCCAGGAAUGGACACUAAGUCGUUCUGUGCCGGAACUCAAAGUGGGCAUUGUGGGAAAUCUAGCUAGUGGGAAAUCUGCCCUUGUACAUCGGUAUCUGACUGGAACCUAUGUCCAGGAGGAAUCGCCAGAAGGUGGAAGGUUCAAGAAGGAGAUUGUCGUCGACGGGCAAAGCUACCUGCUGCUGAUCAGAGAUGAAGGGGGACCUCCAGAGGCACAGUUUGCCAUGUGGGUGGAUGCCGUUAUAUUUGUCUUCAGCUUGGAGGAUGAAAUUAGCUUCCAGACUGUAUUUCACUACUACACCCGUAUGGUGAACUAUCGCAACACUAACGAAAUCCCAAUGGUGCUAGUGGGAACUCAGGAUGCUAUAAGUUCCAGUAAUCCUCGUGUCAUCGAUGAUGCUAGAGCACGGAAACUGUCAAACGAAUUGAAAAGAUGCACUUACUACGAAACUUGUGCUACUUACGGUUUGAACGUGGAAAGAGUCUUUCAGGAUGUUGCGCAGAAGAUUGUGGCAACAAGAAAAAAACAACAGCUUUCGAUAGGUCCUUGUAAAUCAUUACCAAACUCUCCAAGUCACUCGUCUGUGUGUUCUGCUCAGGUCUCUGCGAUACACAUCACCCAGACCAGCAAUGGAGGAGGCAGCUUAAGCGACUACUCCUCCUCCGUCCCAUCCACUCCGAGCACCAGCCAGAAGGAGCUGCGGAUUGAUGUCCCCCCCACUACUAACACUCCAACGCCUGUUCGCAAGCAAUCCAAGCGCCGCUCCAACCUUUUCACGUCUCGGAAAGGGAGCGACCCAGACAAAGAGAAGAAAGGGCUGGAGAGCAGAGCAGAUAGCAUCGGAAGCGGCCGUGCGAUCCCAAUUAAACAGGGUAUGCUGCUAAAGCGAAGUGGCAAGUCAUUAAAUAAAGAAUGGAAAAAGAAAUACGUCACACUCUGUGAUAAUGGUGUGCUGACCUAUCAUCCGAGUUUGCAUGAUUACAUGCAGAAUGUUCAUGGGAAAGAAAUCGAUCUUCUGAGGACCACAGUUAAAGUCCCUGGGAAGAGGCCACCUCGAGCCACAUCUGCAUGUGCCCCCAUUUCCAGUCCCAAGACAAAUGGCUUGUCCAAAGACAUGAGCAGCUUGCAUCUCUCACCAAAUUCAGGAAACGUGACUACUAGCACCUCUGUGUCACAGAUGACAAGUGGCAUCAGUCUUGUGUCCUUCAACAGUCGUCCUGAUGGGAUGCAUCAGAGGUCCUACUCAGUUUCCAGCGCUGACCAGUGGAGUGAAGUGACCGUCAUUGCAAACUCAGGCAUCAGUAGUGAUACUGGCUUGGGAGAUUCUGUGUGUUCCAGCCCAAGUAUAUCUAGUACCACGAGCCCUAAGCUGGACCCUCCUCCUUCCCCUCACGCUAACAGGAAAAAACAUCGCAGGAAGAAAAGCACUAGCAAUUUUAAACCUGACGGUAUCUCAGGCACUGCUGAAGAACAAGAAGAAAAUUUUGAAUUUAUCAUCGUCUCCCUGACUGGUCAGACUUGGCAUUUCGAAGCGACGACAUAUGAAGAAAGAGAUGCUUGGGUGCAAGCUAUAGAGAGUCAGAUUCUGGCCAGCCUGCAGUCAUGUGAGAGCAGCAAAAAUAAGUCCCGACUGACAAGUCAGAACGAGGCCAUGGCCCUUCAGUCAAUAAGAAGCAUCAGAGGCAAUUCUCGUUGUGUGGACUGCGAGGCACAAAAUCCUGACUGGGCAAGUUUAAAUCUGGGAGCGCUCAUGUGCAUUGAGUGCUCAGGGAUACACCGGAACCUUGGCACGCACCUGUCACGCGUCCGAUCCCUCGACUUGGAUGACUGGCCAGUCGAGUUGAUCAAAGUGAUGUCCUCCAUUGGAAACGAAUUGGCCAAUAGCGUGUGGGAAGAAAUGACACAGGGACGCGUGAAGCCCUCCCCAGACUCCACAAGGGAAGAAAAAGAGCACUGGAUCCGGGCGAAAUAUGAGCAGAAGCUUUUCCUUGCUCCGCUGCAUGGCUUAGAGCUUUCCUUGGGUCAGCACUUGCUACGAGCAACGGCAGAGGAGGACUUGCGGACUGUCAUCUUGCUUCUGGCACACGGGUCACGAGAAGAAGUGAACGAAACCUGUGGAGAUGGGGACGGGCGUUCCGCCUUACAUUUGGCUUGCAGAAAAGGAAACGUCGUGUUGGUGCAGCUCUUGAUUUGGUAUGGCGUCGAUGUUAUGGCCCGAGAUGCCCAUGGGAACGGAGCCUUGGCCUAUGCCCGGCAAGCCACAAGCCAAGAAUGCGUUGACGUCCUCCUGCAGUAUGGCUGUCCAGAUGAGCGUUUUGUUCUCAUGGCCACUCCCAAUUUGUCCAGGAAGAACACUAACAGGAACAACAGCAGCGCUACCAGAAUGCCCUCCAUCAUCUGAAGGAUUUGGUGCUCCUCUUGCAGCAUGACUAACAUUCAGAGCCUCCUAUUAUGCAUAACCUUCACAGCUGAGGUCUGUGAGUCUAUAAAAUAUGCCUUCUCCUUUUUUCCUCUCCAGUCCUCCCUUUCUCCAGGGGGAACCAGUUUGCCUGGAUAUUGUAAAGAGACCAGAAGGAGAAAAGAGGAUUGCAGAAAUCGUUUUUAAUAAAAAGAUCCUGAACGAUGAAACUGUGAAAAGGGGAGGGUAAGACAAAGAGAGAUCAUGGAUUCACUAAUUAUAGCACAUGGUCAGGGCCCAUUGGACUGGAUGUCUUGCCGACAGGGGCUCAGGCCGGUAUUGCAUGAGAGUUAUUGGACAGGAACGGCAGGCGGAAGGGAAGAGACCAGAAAUUGUAACUUUUCAUAACUGACAGUUAAGCACAUCGGUACAUUUCACCUCUACCAAACUGAACACUUGGAUUUCAUUCUCUUUUCCCGAGGAGCUUGACGGCAUAAAUCAGGAGCAAGCACAGAGUUUGUCAGGUUUGAAGCUCCUAUGAUGGUAUGUGUCAAAUCAGUUGUAGCUAAUCUGUCCAGGGAGAAUACUGGCUUCAUUACACUUCUAUAGUUGAGUUCUUCCAGCAUUACUGCUGUUUAAUAGAACAUGAUUAGUCAUCACGGAGAAAAAAGCAUAUUAGCUGAGGAGGUAGUUACAGGGCACGCUUCGGUGAUUGCUUGGAUGUGAUUGCAAUAUUCUUAGAAGCAUCCGAUUAUCUCAGACAUGUUCUUUCAAGCCCUUGGAGUCCUCCUUUCUAAAUUCACUGUCAUAAUUUAGUAUCUGUUUAAUUUUUCAGCCCAAAGAGAGGAAAUCAGUUGCUGAGUAUUAUUUGACUCUAGCCUCCUCCAUGUAAAAAACAAGAUGGAAAAAAAUAAAUAAGAAUAGCUAUGAAAUGCAAAAAGGAGUAACGAACACUACUAAGAAAAAAAAUAUUUCACAUACGUUUUUGAAUGGAAUCGCGUAAAACUUUAAUUUUUUUUUUUUUUUAGUCAUGGCAAAUACUUUUUGUCACUUUCGCCGAGGUGAAAGUGUUCCGUUUUGGCCAUUCAUGUGUUGCAUUGCCUAAGUUAUACUGAUUUUGUAUUGUGUCUUUAGGUUCUAUGUAUGUGAAAAUCUAUUGGGAUUUUUAAAUGUUCAUAAAUAUGUAUUGAUUUUUUUUUGUAAGGCAAAUACACUUUUGUUAAUUUAUAAACUGUAAUUGAUGUGAAAUAAUGUGCAGAUAGUUAGGAUCUAAGGGAUUACGGAUCAUAGUGAUAGAUCAUGAAAACAUUCCCACCAGAGAAAUAGAUUUUUAUUCCUUCGAUGAAGAGCGUAUCUGACAAAAAUGUUGGCACGUGUUUACAGUGCAAGGAAAUAUGGUUUGGGAGAACGGGCCAUUGUCUUCCAGAAGCACAAACAUCUUUUACUGUAUGUUUUGUGAUGCUGCUGUGAAUGGUGACGGGGCAUUGUAUGCAAGAAUCAGGGUGCUUUGAGGGGGGGGGGCUGUCUAAUUUUAGCCUGAGGUUCCUCCUCUUCGAAGUAUUCACGGCUUGUUGUACUCCGAAAUGCAUCUUUGUGGAAUGAGCUGACUGCUGGGAAGAGCUUUUGGACGUUAUUGUAAAUGCCAGUUACAGCUUCAAUAUUUCAGUCGCACGGAACUGCUUCCUUUGUGGGCUGCGCCUUUAGUUCUGAAUUGCUAGGCAUGGAGAAGGAGGAAGGGUAUGUUGCAGAGGAUGAAUAUUUGCUAAAAACUGAGCUAAAGUAUAGAUAGCCAUGAAGAAUUCUUUUAAGCAAAUUAGGUGCGAGUGAAACUGUUCUUUUUUCUUUUCUGUCUGCCUGCCUUUAACAACCCUGUGGUAUUUUACUACUUGGGGCUAUACCUUUCUCAUGAAAGAAAAAUAAAUGGGAAAAAAAUAAAGCAUGGACUUAAAUGUAUAUUGAGAAGACUGGAUGCACAACUUUUGAAGUGUUCUCUGGAGGAAUCUCACCUGGGAUACCUACCAAGACAGAGAAGUCUCAAGGGCACAAACUCCAGUACAUCAGAUGAUCUGACUUUCCUGGCCUUGUAUUUGCACGUAUUUGGCUCUGUUCGCAUUUAAAGAAACGGCAGAGCUCUUUCCUUUUCCUGGUAAUUUUAGGGCAUGGAUUGGCAUUUGUGGCUUUGAAGGUAUUGAAGCAUCUACUAAUUUUAACGUAGUCGCUUCGUUGUCUUUGAAGCGAGCCAGCUUUCCUUUCUUCCGUUUUAACAGUCUUGUUGCCAUCUUGAUGGGAACGCAAAGCAGGAGAUUUUACACUUUGGGAUGAGGGGAGGUACAUUGAACUUAUUUGGACAUAUUCCUAAUGUUUUCAUCUUGGCAGGUCAGUGAAGUAAGAGUCUUUUAGAGAGAGCCAGGUACCUUCUCUUGACUUGGUUUGGAGUAUUCUGAAAUAAAAUUUCAGUGAAGCACCUGCUGCCUGGUAUGGUGAGACUGAUAAGAGCUCGUUUCAUUUGGUCCUGAACUUUGGUGAGUGACACAACAGUUUGUGUUUGCCCUCCCUGGUUGUCAUUGCACAACACUUUUUGAAGAUCAGCUUUCAGGCUGGAAAUAUUUCUGAAUGCUUUCUGAAUAUUUCUGAAUGUUUCAAACUCCCUUGUGCUCUCUUUCACUGAAUUUAGCUGAUUUUAUAGUCACCUGUUAAUAAUCACAGACACAUUUUUGUGACAUGAGAUACUGAAGGCUGUUGAAAAUAAGGUCCCCAAGGCCCAGUUUUAAAAGUGACGUCCACGCGUAACAAGUUACAUUCCACCAUAUUUAUGUAAGUCCAUUGUAAAACUCUUAAAAUUUUAUUUGCUUUGAACAAUAUUUAUGGUAGUGAUAUACUUCAGGGGUCAGAGAAAGUGUAACAGGUUUUGCAAGUCUUUCAUUGUAGGGUAGCCAAGUUGUUAUCAUUGUGGCUUGGACUAACAGUGCUUUGCUAGACCGAUUGGUAAGAGCAGACUGUGUCUGUGUUCUGAUGCCUAGUGCAGUAGUUGAGCUGUCUGAGUGCUUACCUCUAGAGGGGAAAUGUUCAAGGCCGUUUUCACACUGCUUACCUUCCCUCGGAACGACCCGGAA
This is a messenger RNA of Eublepharis macularius, 5765 nucleotides long. It is a transcript of the gene AGAP1, whose product is annotated as ArfGAP with GTPase domain, ankyrin repeat and PH domain 1. Gene Ontology annotation, molecular function: protein binding; GTPase activity; GTPase activator activity. Lineage: Eukaryota; Metazoa; Chordata; Lepidosauria; Squamata; Eublepharidae. The transcript is spliced from 18 exons. Bases 58 to 2655 code for a protein of 865 amino acids. The record is from RefSeq and is a predicted model, not a curated record. Gene Ontology annotation, cellular component: nucleus.